AUGGCUAUUCGCGAGGAUCUAGUAGCCUCUGCCUCCCAGUUUCUCCAGGACCCCAAUGUCGCGUCAUCCUCCGUCGAAAACCGCAUUUCGUUCCUCCGAAGCAAGAACCUGACUCAAGAAGAAAUUGACGUCGCGCUGGCUCGAACAGGCGGCAGCGCACCCCCAGCUCCUAACGCGCCGUAUCCCGGCGCUCCCGCCGGUCCUCCUCCUGGUCAACAAUACUACCCCCCUUAUCCACAGCAUGCCUGGCAACCACCACCUCCCCCUCCGCGCAGGGAUUGGAGAGAUUGGUUCAUCAUGGCUACAGUAGUUGGAGGAGUCUCUUAUGGACUGUACUCCCUUGGAAAGCGCUACGUGUAUCCCAUGGUUGCGCCUCCGACACCGGAGAAGCUGGAGAAGGAUAAGAAAUCGAUUGAGGAUCAAUUCGACCGAGCUUUCACAUUGGUAGAGCAGCUGGCUAAGGAUACGGAGAGCUUAAAGAAUGCCGAGAAGGAGCGGACUGAAAAGCUAGAUACGGCGCUUGCGGAUCUCGAGACGGUGAUGACCGACCUCAAAGCUGCUAACCGACGACGGGAGGAUGAUGCAACUCGAAUUCGGGACGAGGUUCAGUCUCUCAAGGACGCGAUUCCUAAGGCUCUCGAUAACCAGAAGUCUCUGGCCGAUGGUCGGCUGCGCGAGAUCAACACUGAGCUUACCAGCCUCAAGACAUUGGUUUCCCAGCGAAUGACCACCAGCAGCAAUACCUCAAGCUCCUCAACGAUGAACUAUAUGCGAAACGCAGGUGGGAACGCAGCUGGUAGCAACAGCGCGACAACUCCUGCCGCCCCUGCGUCGACCUCCACUCCCGCGGCCAAGACCAACGGAGAGAAGACUGGGGUCGAAACAUCCACUAGCACUCCUGCAGCAGAGGUUCCCAAGCCUACGUUCCCAUCUGCUCCUCAACUGAACCGUUCAUCGUCGCCUCUUGCGAACAUGACUGGCAAGAAGUCUAUUCCCGCCUGGCAGAUGGCCAUGGCCAACCAGAAUGAUACUUCGUCGACUCAGGUCAAGGCGGACGAGCCCAAGGCUGAAGCAAGCUCCAGCUCUUAA
Fusarium sp. VM40 is the source of this 1089-nucleotide messenger RNA. Lineage: Eukaryota; Fungi; Ascomycota; Sordariomycetes; Hypocreales; Nectriaceae. The record is from the annotation of a GenBank genome assembly.